AAUCCAGCCAGCUGUUUGCUCGUUAACAUUGUUUACUUUUAUUUUUACAGUUUAUUUCAUUAUACUAUCCUAAAAUGCGUGAAAAUCCUACAGAAAAUUCGUUAUCAACGCAAAUUAGACAAGUUAAGAAGUAUUUAAAAGUGAAAAUUCAAGAAGAUAACGUAACUUUCAGAAAUCAUAUACAAGCAAGGAAUCAUGUUUAUGAUUUAGUUAAACGUACCGUUGUUCAUGGUGAAUCGCAUUCAGCACUUAUAAUAGGUCCUAGAGGAUGUGGAAAGACUACCCUUAUAAACUCGGUACUCCACCAGUUAUCGAAGGAGGUGGAUUUGGCUGACGAUGCUAUCAUCGUCAGGCUGGACGGUCUGGUGCACCACGAUGAGAAGGUGGCUCUUAAAUCUAUCACUGCACAGUUACAACUUGAAAACGCAGUGGAUGGCAAAGUGUUUGGCACCUUCGCGGAGCAACUGUCAUUCCUUCUCAGCUGCCUGACAGCGCAGUCUGCGAGGAGUCGUAGCAUGGUGUUCCUGUUAGAGCAAUGUGACAUGUUUUGCCGAGUGGGACGCGUUCAGAGCCUGCUCUACAACCUGUUCGAUAUCACGCACGCGAGGAGCGCGCCGAUGUGCGUUGCUGGAAUAACAAACCGCAUAGAUGUGAUGGACUUAUUGGAAAAACGCGUCAAAUCCCGUUUCUCUCAUCGUCACAUCUUCAUAUUUCCCAACGAAGUGUUAGAGGGAGACUCCACUCCCCCCAGUACCCCCUUAAACAACUAUAUGGGGGUUAUGGUAGAGUUACUUAGCUUACCUGUGGCGAAGAAGGAGGUUAAGAAGAGAGGAAGGAAGAAGUCUAACGCUUCAGAAGAGGCAAUGGACUCAGACGAGAAAAUCCAACCAGUACCAGAGGAAGUAUUAUUAAAAUGUAAAAUUGACCCUAAAGAGAUGACAUUAGACCCCAUGUUUGUGGAAGAUUGGAACGCCCACGUAGGAAGUCUAGCUGAGAAUGAGAAAGUAAUUGAUGCUAUUGAGAAGUUCUGCUACUAUAAGGCCAAUGAACAGGUGUUCAGGAACAUAUUGUUUCAAUUAGUGUCAAAAUUGAAGCCCACAAAACCGUACAUAGAGCCGCCAGAACUAUGCUCUUUAAUAGACAAGACUGUGUGUUCGGAGCAUAGAGUAAAAAUGCUGCAAUCCUUGUCUAUAGUAGAGCUGUCUCUGAUCAUAGCGAUGAUGCAUGGAACACAGUUGUUGGACGGUCAACCGCUUAACUUCGAAAUGGUUUUGCACAGAUAUCAGAAAUUCGCACAACUGAACUCCUCAACGCAAUCAGUCCCUCGGCCAGUGAUCUUGAAAGCAUUUGAGCAUCUUCAGGCGUUAGAACUGGUGGUAGCUGGCAGAUCACUUGGCCAGACAUGUGGUGAGCACCGCCUGUAUGCGCUGGCGGCUCCGGUGGAGGACAUUAGGACCGCUGUGAAUACAGCCAAGAUGAUUCCUACCGAGUUGUUGCAUUGCCUCGAUCACUCCGUUUUGUAGUUACCCGGCGGUCGACACUGGUCCGGCCAUGUAGUGAGCAGGGUGUUCAAAGGCCACAUCGAAGCAACUUGACAUUAGCUCACACCUAUAAAAGUAAAUGCUCAUAAUGUCAAAUAGCAAUAUUAUUUUUUUAGAUGAAUUCGUUAGAUGUGGCCGUUCUAACAUGAUCAAAAAACAAUCUCAUUAUGCUGUUCGACUUAUUUUCGGAUUUUAUUUAUGAAUAGGCUAGUUUCUAACUAGUCAAAUCAGUUACAUUUUACUAAACGUCAAAACAAGAAAUUAAUAUGGAUUUUGUAUGAAAAAACACAC
This is a messenger RNA of Pectinophora gossypiella (pink bollworm), 1832 nucleotides long. RefSeq names its product origin recognition complex subunit 4 (gene Orc4). Gene Ontology annotation, biological process: DNA replication initiation; DNA replication. Gene Ontology annotation, molecular function: DNA replication origin binding; ATP hydrolysis activity; ATP binding. Bases 75 to 1523 code for a protein of 482 amino acids. The transcript is spliced from 7 exons. Gene Ontology annotation, cellular component: nuclear origin of replication recognition complex; nucleus. Lineage: Eukaryota; Metazoa; Arthropoda; Insecta; Lepidoptera; Gelechiidae. The record is from RefSeq and is a predicted model, not a curated record.